AUGUUGAGUGAUGAUAGUGAGCUUUGGCACCCUCGUUGUGAUCAUCAGGUAGUACAAAAUCCAAUCUCGCGAAUGGAUACUAAACAACAACAAGCAGAAAAUCGGAAUCCUCAUAAAUCGCUUCCGAAAAGUAUUGCACGACAAUUCAUGUCUGAAAACGGAUUGAAAAACAAAAAAAAGGGACGAAAUAGAAGGAAAAAUCAAUGGAAGCUUGAUGACUUUGUAGUGUUUGCUUUGGGAGAUGGUGCCAACCAAAACAAAAAAGAUGUAAAACAAAAUCCAAAACACACGAAAGUAAAGCUAAUGAACCCAACAGGAAGCGGUGGAGAGCUAUUCAAACAAUUACCGAGAGAAAUUCUAUUCAAGGUUUUCUCCUUUUUAUCUCUAAAUGAUAAUGCCGUCAAGAGCAUCCUGUAUAUUUCUCGCAAUAUUACAUUGACAAUGCUGAAUAUUGAUGAUUUUGGAGAGUCCUCAUUUACAGGACAAAAUAUUCAAUUUUGUGAAUAUUUUAGACUGUUGACUUUUCUCAAGCAGCGAAAAGAGAUUGAGGACAUCGAAAAUUACGUACGAAAUAGAAAAACCUUUUUGAAAACUCUUGGCGACUUACAUUCGGCGUCUAGUCAGCUACAAACCGAAUGGAACGUACUUUCUUUCACUCAACAGUUGAAUGAAUUUAACAAGAAAAAGAGCAAGUUUGUGUCAUUGAUCCAAAAUGAGCAAGGGAGGUUCAGUGCCUCAGACAUUAAGUACAAACUUUUAAAGAGUUUAAAAAUUAUGAAUAACUUAUUUCCAGGCUGGCUCUCACCAUUCUUGCAAUCUGACAUCACUGAUAUGCAGUCCAUGAACGAAAUUAUUGAACGAAGCGCAAACUUGAAGAACUUACGGGAUGUCAUUCACAAGAAUAGAAAAGUUGGAAUUCCAGUGGUGACACCUGAUGCAUCUGAAAGUAUUGCUUAUAAUGAGAGAAUAGACGCCGAGGUAAAAGAAAUGCUUUUUGCAAAGAAAGCAUCGAGCAGGUCAAGAAAACAAAGAAAUUGGAAACAAGAAUUGAGCAGGCUCAUAACUUUACGAUCUAUAAGAGAUAAAAUCAAAGAUACGAUAUACUCUUUAACGCAAAACACCAUCACAGGUGUUCGUUAUGGUAUGAGGAAGAAUGAAUAUUUGAGAAAGGUGUCUUUUGGAUUUACAAGACAGCUGAGACCGCCUGAAUAUUCGGAGCACGCUCAAUUUCAUUAUUCACAUGAUUUCAAAGAUAACAUUUACUCCCUAAUGGAUCUCUUGAAAAUGCUCAACGACAAAUCUAGAUACUUUUAUUUAUUUACGAAGAGCUAUGCUCAUGGAAAGAAUAGGCUUGCUUCUAAUUUUAAAAACAGACCGAAUGGUCAUGUUAACCUGUUUCAGAACUUGUUGUCAUUAUUUAAUAUGAUUGCACGUGAGGCACGGAUGAACAAGAAUAUACUCGAAUCCGUGGCAAAUUUAAGAAGAUCCUCUCAGAUAACACCUGCAGUAAUAACCAUUCGAAGAGGAUGCGAGAUUGUACAGCCAGAAACGACCGUUCAACAACGGACCCAACAACAAUCUUUAGGUGAUGAAUGGAAUUUCAAUUUGGAGUCUCAAACUGAUUUUAUUGUGCACCAUUUCACGCAAUUUGUUGCCAAAAACUGGAAAUACUAUUGUAUCUCCAAAUACUGCUCUCAAAACAUUCGUGUUGAUUAUGAUCGAUUUAUGAUUGACUUUUUAUUGGAUGGUUCAAGACAUAGUUUUAGGAAUUUUGUCUUGUUGGGAGACUUUAUGAAGAUCUUCAUUGAAAAACAUACUAACGCAUUUAACAAGUUUGGAAAGAUGUUUUUAGACCAUUUGAAUCAUCCUGAAAACAUUUCAGCAAAUACUCCCUUAAUUCGAGUAUCAAAAUUCAGCAGCAAGCUGAAAAUUACACCCCAUAAUUUAAUACCCAUGCCAACAACAAGAGGACGCGGUAGAGGACGUGGAAGAGGACAAUCUGAUAGAGGACGCGGUAGAGGAGGACGUGGUUCUAACAGAGGACAAUCAAAUCAAUAA
Naegleria lovaniensis is the source of this 2058-nucleotide messenger RNA. RefSeq lists its product as uncharacterized. Lineage: Eukaryota; Heterolobosea; Eutetramitea; Acrasida; Naegleriidae. The transcript has a single exon. Bases 1 to 2058 code for a protein of 685 amino acids. The record is from RefSeq and is a predicted model, not a curated record.